UGGUAGCAGAUAUGAAGCCAACACUCAAAGCAGUCCAGGGACAAAACCUUCUGUAAAGUUGGAAAGUCAAGGAAAGAUGAGAUCAAAAAAAUCGAAUAAAGGACAUCAUGAAUCAAAGCUAGAAAAAUUGAAGAAUGUUGUUAUUCGAAUUCUGAAGAAGCAACCAGAUGGUGUUUUGAAAAAUGAUAUCUGGACACUCGUUCAUAAAGAGACAGGACUAAGAGUCAGUGCAAAAGAUUAUGGAGUAUCAAAAAUGGGCCGUGUGUUUGAGAAGUGGACAGAUGUUAUUCAGAUGAAUGCAGAAAAGCUAUUCUUAGUGAGUUCUCAGGAAACGUUAAAUGAGAAUGAUUUUUCACCAACAGAGUUGGAAGGGUUUGGUGAGGAAAAGGAAUCUGUCACACAAAGUUUUUGUCUCAGUUCAAUAUCUGAUAUACAUACUGCUCAAAAAGAAAAUAUUCUGUAUGAAACAGAUCUAAAAAGAGAACAAAAAAGACAUGAUGACAAUAACCGUGUUCAAACAGGGCCUGACCAUGAUCUAACAAUGUUACCAGACGUUUUUGAUACAAACCAUGGGAGAAACAAGAAAACCAAAGAUCACUUUGCUGACUUUGUGAAGCAAAACAAGAAUAUUGUCACAUUUGGGUUCUUAUCUGAUUCAGAUUUAUCGGAUGAGUCUGAUGUUGAUACUGAUGACGAAAGAAAAGAAAUUAAAUCAGUUAUAGAUGAGCUUAUAGAUGGUCAGAAUGCUGAACCACCGAAGUCGGUGAAUGGUCAGAAAGCACCUUCAAUGCCAAGUUGGAUGCAUAUUGCCGAAGCUUCAAAACCACCUGAAAUUACAAAACUGGAAACUUUACAAGCUAGAAUGCAAUUACCAGUAAGAGAACAACUGGGAAUGCCUGCAGUUGUAACAGAAGAACAGAGAAAAUUAGCAAUACAAACAGAACCUGUUAUGGCACAUGGACAAGGCCAUGCACAGGGUAUAAUGUCAAAACCUUUAAAGGAACCACCAGGACUUUCAUUGUCAGUUAAUAAAGAACCUGCCGUGCAAGGGUUAGGUUCGAGUCAGUCAGAAAUACCGUCCCAUCAGUUUGGUGUAACAACUCCAGGAUUAGGCAACAUGGGAUUUCCUCUACAAGGUAUGGUGAAUAGAUUUUAUAUGCCAAUGCAAGGCCAUAAUCAAUUAGGAAUGUUUCCAACCUAUGGGCAAACUGGGAUGUCCUUACUCGGAAUGCCAGUAACAUAUAGAAUACCAGUGCCUGCUCAUGGUCACUUCGGAAUGGGAACUUCACAGAAUGUAGUGAAUCAUACCACACCUAUGCCCCAAAAUAUGCCUAUUGUCGGACAACCACACAAAGCUACAGAGUUAAGUGGAAUACCAACAACUGGGACAAUACCACGUGAAUCCCCUUCACUGAUUUCUGCAUCUGAAAGUUUCAUGUCAGCAACCCAAGGUAGCCCAGUGAAUACAAAAACCUGGAGUCAUGUAGUAAUGUCUAAAUCCAUGUCAAAAAGUCCAUCUCCUAUUUCAAGUCCCAAUGUUGUACUGAAUUCAGACAACACAGAAGCAGGAAAACCAACCCCAGCCUGGACGAAGGUGGAUGAACGAGAAUCUCAUUUGAGUCAUGUGCAGAUGCCAUCACCUGUACCUAGAAUGACACUGACACCAGUAUCAAAUUUUACAGGAGAAUUGUCAUCAAAACAGGAGAAUGAAGGACAUCAUGUCGGAAUGUCGUCUGCUGGUAUUUCAUCUUUAUACAAUAAUAUAUACAAGAAUCAAGCUGUCAGACCAUCAGCUAGAGUCAGUCAAAUGACAAUGCCGAUGCCUUUGACUGUACCUGGGAAAAACCCACCUGGAGCACCAACAGUACCAUCAACUAGAGUCAGUCAAAUGACAAUGCCGAUGCCUUUGACUGUACCUGGGAGAAACCCACCUGGAGCACCAACAGUAGACUGGGGACAAUACAAUCUUCCAAAACAAAAUAUGCAAGUGGGCUAUGAAGGAAUAAUACCCCAAAAUUAUACAGCUUUGAUUGAAAACAAGAAGGAGCAGCAAACAGUAAUCAGCCAAUUCAAUAGAUGGGAUCUUGACCAGUGGCAACCAUUUGCAGAUGAUAUUAAAGAUUUUGCAGUAAAGCCAAUAGAUAAGGAAGAGUUUGAGGCAAAGAUUAUAGACGUCAGGCCAGUUUAUGUCCCACUAGGCAGAAAACCAUCUAGUGAACAAGUGGACAGUGUUGCAAAAGAAUGUAUUGAAAUGUUGGCUGAUGCAAAUGAAUUUGUCACCCAAGAAAGAGUGGAAAAACUUCUUCUUCAGAGAUUUGGCUGCAAUGUUAUUCAAGAGCUUGGAGUAUACAAUGUCGACCAAGUCCCAUGUGUUUUUGAACAUAAAAGACUUGUAAGCAAAAUCAACACUUACAUCACAGCUUUUCUGAAAACAAGGUCAAUAUGUACUCUUCAUGAGCUAAAGGAAGCCCUAAGAGACUAUGUUCCUGACAAGGGUGACUUUAGCAUGUUGAAAACGGGACCUCUUCAAAGAUUCCCGGUUUUAUUUCAACAAUUCCGUUUUCCAACAAACCAAGCAGAAAUUCCUGAAAUUACAAGUAUGGAUAUUCUUGAACACUUUAACAAUUAUCUGUCAAAAAACAGAUUGUGGGUUAAUAGUAAACUGGAACUAGAGCCGUUCAUGAACUACCUAGUGCAAGAAUAUGAUGCUGAUAAUGCUUACAUGCUCGGAGUAAGAAUUAGGUCACUGCCACUAGCCAUUGGAGUAUUGAAGAAAGCUAAAAGAGACUCUGCAGCCAGUCACCAUGAAAUUAAAGACCAUUUUGAAGAAAAUUUGAAGACUGAAAUUGGAGAUGCUUUCAGAAAAUUUCGAAUCAGUAUUUUACAAACUGGAGAGGGUGAUGGACUGGAAGUACGCAGGCAUUAUUUGAAGAUGAAACCAGAACUAGUCAUCAUGGAAAUAUUUGACAAAUUUAAUGUACUCCUUAUGGUGACACAGGACAGGAGACUUACAAAACCUACAAAGUUCAGGAGGGUCGUUGAGGAUUUCUUGACAAUGCUGAGAGAAGAUGAUCUAGGCAAGAAUAUUCUACACCUUGCUAUAUGCAUGUCAAACACUGCUGUUGAAGAGACAGUUAGAGAGAUGUUUACUCCAGCUGAUGAUGAUAGUGAUGAAGAAAAUGAGAAUCAGAUGCAUCAUAAACCACCUCCGCGAAAAGACGCCUUGGUAGCAUCAUUAAAGACAUACAUAGAACGAUGCUUGAAUGCUGGUGCCGUCAGUCUUACACAUCUGAACCGCAUUGAAGAGAAAAUGCUCGAAGAGUUUGGAUUUCCUGAUUUUGGUAUGAUGGGUUAUGGAAGAUUUCUAGAGUUUCUUCUAUUAGAGGAGACAAAACAGAUACUGGAAGAAAGUGUUGGGUUACUUCUUGGUUCUGGAUCAGGAGGUGGGGACUGUGAAUCAUCAUUUAAACCCCAACAGAUGGACUUGGUAGAUUUCAUUAAGCAAUGCAGACAUCAGGAAGAUAGUCAGCCUGACCAUGUAGAGGAGGCCUUAUGUGCACAUUACAGUGUGAAGAAUGUGCGAGACCUUGGUUACGGUAACACCAUGAGACUACUCAGUUAUGCAGAAAAACAUGGAAAACACAUGCAGGAACAAUGUUCCAUAUUUUAUGAGUCAGCUCUUGCUCAGUCUGUCAGGUUUUCGCAGAAUUCCACUUCGAAGGUUGGAAUUCUGGGUCAUCAGACCAGAGAUGCUGCAAAAAUUUGCCUACACAACUGCCCUCUCCUGGAAAAUAUGGCUGACUGGAGUCAGUGGAGUCUUGUGUUUGAGCCAGAACUUGGAAAGCUGAAAGAUUUUGUGCAGAAAUAUGGAGGUGUGACAACAAAAACAUAUGAAGGGGGUAAAAUUGUUACCCUUGACUUCCUGGCUUUGGAGAGAAAACCUGGAGAACUUGUCAAAAUUGUGUCAUCAACAGCAGUAGAGAAUGUUGCCAUGGCUUUGAAGAAUCGUGAUGUUCAGUGUACAGCAGGUCAUUUGGUUUCCAUGGUAGUUGCAUACAAAGGUAUUGAUAAUAUGCCUCUGGCUCUGAUUGCGAGACAUAUGAAGACUGCACUUAUACAAAUACACGCAGAGGAACCGAGACUGGAAAUGACAGCUGGUCUCCCAAGUCAGAAUACUGCUGCUCUGUUUACUCUACAAUGCAUUUUGCGCAUACCCACCAAGAUAUGUGUUUUGCUUGCCAACCAAAUAUUCCUGGAACCUUUGGGACAAGUUGUAGGCUCAACCAAGUCCAAAAUAUUGCUUGUACAGCUGUGUAAGACUGAGACAGAGCUAAGUCAUUUGAUACAAUUAGGGUGUUUACUAGGAAUUCAGGAAUGGACAGACGUAAUGCAGCAAAAAUGUCAACUCCAUGACUCGGUUGUACAGAUACUUCCAUCAGAAGUUAAAGAGUUCUUUGAAAAUGACCAUUGUGAGGUAAAUCAAUUCCCACUAUUUACAUCUUCGGAAGAGGAAGAAGGAUAUAUUGAAGUGUCAGAUGAUUCCGAUACGGAAGAUGUUGAUGAAAUUUUAGCUGGUGAACUUUCUGUUGAUGAAGUGAAAGAGACUGGGGAAAGUAACAAAACAGUAUAUGAGCGAGAAGCUCAAGACAAAGAGAAAAAGAUCACCAUCCCUUCAGCAGAAACUGCAAAGGAGAAGAAGGAUAUUGAGGAUGAUACAAGGAAGGAAAUAUCGUCAUGUGAAGCAGUUGUUAACCAGAUACGUAGAGAUGAGUUUGGUGUGGGUGUUCAGCUCAGUGAAGAUGGACAAAGACUGAUGAAGGUACAACAAGAACGACUGGGUAGAAGUUUAGACCGCCUUUCCAAAGAUCUUUACAGCAAAGACACACACUUUGUUCUAGAGUUGGUUCAGAAUGCAGAUGAUAACAGUUAUUCUGAUAAUCUACUUAAUGACACAACAGACAAUUGCCCUUCAGUGAAGUUUGUAAUAGAGCAUGAAGGAAUAUAUGUCCUGAAUAAUGAACAAGGAUUUAGAGAGAAAGACAUCAGGGCUCUCUGUGACGUUGGAAGGAGUACCAAAGGAAAACAUAAAUUUGGAUAUAUUGGACAAAAGGGAAUUGGUUUCAAAUCCGUUUUCCGAAUUACUGAUGCACCAGAAGUACAUUCCAAUGGGUACCAUAUCAGGUUUGAUGUAAACAGUGGACCUAUGGGUUACAUACUUCCACACUGGGUACCAGAGGAGGAGAGAAUCAGUCAGGAUGAAUGGAUGACCCAUAUAAUUCUGAAGUUGAAGGCGAACAUGAGACUGCAGACACGAACCCUGGCUGCAAGGUUUAAUGAUAUACACCCUUCACUGCUUCUUUUCUUGCACAGGCUGAGACAAAUUACUGUAGAAAACAAGGUUGAGAACUCUGUUCAGACUAUGCGAAGGAGGGACAUUGGUGACAAUGUUGUCGAAAUACAACAUGCACACGGCAGUGAGAAGUGGCUGGUUGUAAAGAAAAUGCUGGAUGCUAGUAAGAUAUCUAUACAGACAAAAUCAGGGGCAGACGUGGAAUCAACAGAAAUAGCCCUAGCUUUCCCACUAAACCAGAAGGGCAAAAGGACAACAGUCCAGAGAAUGCCCCCAAAACAACCAAUAUUUGCCUUCUUGCCUCUCAGAAGUUAUGGAUUCCGGUUCAUUAUUCAAGGUGACUUUGAUGUUCCAUCAAGUCGGGAAGAUGUAGAUAGAGACAGCUCUUGGAACCAAUGGCUUAGGAAUGAAAUACACAACGUCUUCAUAGAGUGUCUUGAUAUUUUUAGGACCCAUCCUGAAUUUGGCAGUAUGGAAGCUGUGUGUGCCUUUCUUCAGUUUGUGCCUAUGGAGGAUGAAGUUCUCGAGUUCUUUAAGCCCGUUGCUUCUGAUAUACUUAAAAAACUGAAAGCAAAACAGUUUGUUCCAACUCAGGCUAAUGCUGAAGAUAUAUCAAACUCGGAUAUAAGGAAGACAUUUGUAUGUCACAAUGUGAUAUUUCACUUGUUUAUAACUAAUUUAGUUCAUAAUUUCAAGAUUAACUAUCACUUGUAA
Messenger RNA from Mercenaria mercenaria, 6064 nucleotides. RefSeq lists its product as uncharacterized. The coding region runs from base 77 to 6064 and encodes 1995 amino acids. The record is from RefSeq and is a predicted model, not a curated record. The transcript has 22 exons. NCBI's taxonomy places the organism in Eukaryota, Metazoa, Mollusca, Bivalvia, Venerida, Veneridae.